AGUCUGUUUAGAAGCAAGUAAGAAUUCCAUUGAACUUUACUGUGCUAGUUAAACACGUAUGGUGAGCAAUGUUCGCUUCACUAUUGCCGAAGGCUUCUUUCCAUCAUACACUGGAGAUUUCCUUUUUGUCGUGAUUUAUGUAAAUGAAAAAAAACUUUGUAGCUCUAAAGGAACAAAAGCAGAUAAUUCUAGUUUUUAUUGGAAUAAAUCUUUUACAUUUGAAGCGGGAAAUUCUGAUAAGUUGCUAUUAAAGGCGAUAAGCCAAAACGGGGAUGAGCAAGAAAUUUCAAGCUUUUCUUUGUGUUUUUCUGAAAAAAACACUUCGGACAAUGUAGUUCUCCAAGAUUGCAGUCGAGACUUAACCUCUACUAAAAUUAACCACAAAAGUUCUGAUAAAUUUUCAAACUUUUACAAAAAAAGAAUAUCUGCUGCUUUUAAGAAGGCUCCAACCGUUUCUGAGGCCCCUGUUCCUUCUAAGCAAGACAAAUCUACCUCCUGCCUUCACAUAUGUUACUCCUUUGGGGAAGCUUUAAAUAAAAAUGUUUUAGCAAAUGACUGCGUACUUUUAAAACUUGUGAGUGCCCGAGAUUUAAACAUCAACAUUUUUGAAGACAAAAGUUACUUCUGCAUAAUAGAAAUUGCCACCGAGAUAAUUGUUUCUUCAAGGGUGCAAUCUUCAGACCGCCUUACUAAUUGGAAUGAAGUAUUUCUAUUUAAUAUUCCUCCCGUUAAAACCUUUAAAAUUUUAGUUUUUAACUCUGAAGAAGAUUUAUUGGGGCACGUAAAUAUACAAGUUAGCAGUCUUUCUCGUUUUAAGACUACAGAAAGUACCGAAAAUCUUGAAGAGCGUUGGUAUAAUCUUGAGGAAAAUGCCAGCUUUCCUGAGGAUGCCUCUCCGUCCCUUCUGCUAGGAAUCUUUUUCCGUCCUGCCCUGAACAGUAAAUUCACCUCUCCUUUAGCAAUUUUUAAAUCUGCGAGUUUGUUAAGUAAAAAAAAUUGUAGCGUUGAUAAUCUUCUCUCCCUGAGUAAAUCUUCGGCAUUUUCAGAGGAGUUUUUACCUGUUCCCACUCUACCCGAGAGCGAAAGCAGGCGCUGGGCUUUGAAUAUAAAGAUCCUCUCUGCUACUGAUUUAAGACUGUGGCCGCUUUACAUGAUCCCACGCUCGUACGUGAUUAUUCGCGUCGCAAAUACGAAAGCCCAGACGGCCAGCAUUGGGAAUGUCAUUGAGUUUGGCGGGCAGGACCACGCCUCCCCCGUUUGGAACGAAGUCUUCUGUCUUUCCGCAGAGACUUUUGCUUCCUGCACACUCAAAGUGUACACCGCCACCCAAAAUCACAUCACAGAUGCUGUUUUUCACCACCAGAUUGGCCGCUGCGUGUUCGCGUUGGAUAGCUUGCCUUUCUGUGAUGAAUGCCUUAAUGAAGACUGCUCGGACGCCGAAAGAAAUGCCGUCAGAGUCGAGCUUAGAGCAAAUCAACCAAUUACUUCGCAGGAUCGAGAGAAACUUCUCCAGAAGGACAACCCUAAGAAACUUCCUGCCCUGCUGGAUUGUUAUUUGGCGAUACCUAAGAAUAGCCCUAAAGAUAUUAUGAAAAUACGCUCAAAGAGGCAAGGGGCUCCGAGGCUAACAGUGUUAGCAGCGCUCGUGCCUGCGAUGGAUGUGUGCGGCGGACUAGAUGAGGGCGGGGAAGAAUCUGCUGAAGAUCCAAAGAUUAGUCCGAUUGAACUACCGAAGCCUUUUGAGUGGCUUUUGAUAGACGAGGAGUUUCCCUGCAGUGUUACUAAGCUUAAGAACUUGCUAUUUGGAGACGCUUCUUUGUUUCUCUUAAAAUUCUAUGAAACUCAAAAAUAUAAAGAAGUUUUUGUGGGAGACUGGUGCGCCCAGUCGGGCUCUAGCGCCCAGGAUUGCAGGACCGUGACUUAUAUGAUGCCAUCCACGUCAUUUAUGAAAUCUUUAAAAGCUACUGAGCUCCAGAAGUACGAAGUGCAGGCGCCUGGUGGCUGCGUGGUGGAGAUCCAGUCCUUGACUCCCAACGCGCCGAUGGCAAGCACUUUUGAAGUUCACGUGCAGUUGUGUUUGAACAAGUUGACGCCGAAAAGAGCGUUACUGAGGGCUUCGGCUGAAACGAGAUUCGUGAAAUCAACCCUUUUAAAAGGACAAAUAGAAAAAACCGUUAAAAAAGGCCUAGAGGAAACAUACACUAACCUCGCUAAGACCCUCAGGGGAUUGUUUGGAGGCCCUCGAAAAAAAAAGAAAAUUACCGAGGCUCCAACUUUUUGGCUUUUCAGAAAUGUUACUAUUUCCAUUUCGCAGUUGCUUGGCGGCCUGGUUGUGGUUGUGCUCUUGGCAGUGCUAAACUUAUAUUCAUUUUAUUUUAUAUUUUUUAAAGAGAACAAUGCAGUGUUGCAGUAA
Messenger RNA from Zophobas morio, 2413 nucleotides. RefSeq lists its product as uncharacterized. The transcript is spliced from 24 exons. The record is from RefSeq and is a predicted model, not a curated record. Bases 59 to 2413 code for a protein of 784 amino acids. Lineage: Eukaryota; Metazoa; Arthropoda; Insecta; Coleoptera; Tenebrionidae.